Messenger RNA from Olea europaea var. sylvestris, 2043 nucleotides. Its product is annotated as transcription factor GTE12-like. The transcript has 9 exons. Bases 19 to 1656 code for a protein of 545 amino acids. The record is from RefSeq and is a predicted model, not a curated record. Lineage: Eukaryota; Viridiplantae; Streptophyta; Magnoliopsida; Lamiales; Oleaceae. Gene Ontology annotation, molecular function: protein binding.
CACUUGCAGUUCUCUACUAUGGCAGCUGAUACUGUGAAGAGGAGCAUAAAGUUCAAAAUCACCUCAAAGGGAAUACGGCAUGAAUCAGAAGAGAAAUCAUGUGAAAAUAUGAUGGGGAUGGUGAAUAAUGAAUGCAGACAAGGAGUUACUGCAAAUGGAAAAUCUACUUCAGGCAACUCUAAUAAGCGCAAGCCUGGAGUGAUCCUUGAGUGCCGAAGGGAGAAAAAACAGAGGAUGGAGCAAAGCUUCAAGAAGCAAUGUGGAAUCAUAUUGAGAUUAUUGAUGGGGCACCCUCAUGGAUUUGCUUUCAAUCAACCUGUUGAUCCUGUGAAGUUGAAGAUUCCUGAUUACUUUUCCAUAAUCACUAAACCAAUGGAUUUGGGGACGAUAAAAAGUAAACUAGAGGGCAAUAAAUACCUUGAUGUAGAGGAAUUUGCUAGUGAUGUGCGGCUGACAUUUUCCAAUGCAAUGCUGUACAAUCCUCCUGGAAACUUUGUCCAUAACUUUGCAAAGGAAUUGAAUGAUCUCUUCUGUAGUAGAUGGAAAUUACUGGAGACAAAGAUGAAGAGCACGGGCGGAAAUCUUGAACAAUUAUGCAUUUUAGAAGGAACAGAAAAGAAUGGCCAAGAUACAAAGCCGAUUCUAGAAAAGAAAGGCCAAAAUGCAACACUGUCUUGCCUUGAUAAAGCUUCAGUGCGCAUCAGUCUUGUGAACAGAGGGCCACUUUCGUUGGAGGAAAAGAAAAAUUUGAGGAAAGAGCUUGUGAAAAUAUCAAGCGGAAAGAUGACAACUGCGAGAACAAGAAAAAGUGGAUGCCCCGUGCUGGUGAAAACUGUUCAUAAAGAUAAUGGCAAUCGAAGUGCCUUUGCUGCUGCAAAUAGAAAACAACCAUUUGAUUCCCCUGCAGUUGAAUGUACUACAUGUGGUAGUUUGAUGUGCCAUUGCAGCCUUAGAAGGUGUUCUGUCAAGCCAUCUUCCAGUGAAAGAUCAUCUCAUCGUGAUCUUUGUGGUGAAUCUAAAACUGAUCGUGGGGUUAAAGAUGUCGUGCCAUCUCAUACAAGAGGAUUAAAGCAGGAUUCUGAUGGGCAUGAGAGAGUUUUAGACGAAGACAACUUUCAGCAAAGUGGUUCUUCCCCAGCUUCAGCUGCUGCCAUUGAUGAAGGAUGGACUUCGCUUGUUCAUAUGUCGCCAAACAAGGCUCUGCGAGCUGCAAUGCUAAAAAGCCGCUUUUCAGAUACUAUCUUCAGAGCUAAACAUCAGAAUCUCUUGGAUCAUCACAAUAAGAUUAAUCCUGUGAAUAGACUGAAAGAAAGGGAAAGACUGGAAAGGCAGCAGCGUGAAGAUAAGGCUAAGAUUGAAGCAGAAAUUAGAGCUGCUGAAGCAGCCUCGCGAAUGAGGGUAGAGGCGGAUUUGAAUAUGCAGCAUAAGAGGGCAAGAGAAGCCGCGAGAAUUGCAAUAGAAAAGAUGGUUAAAACUGUCGAUAUUGAUGAGAAUCGAGAGGUUCUCGAGGACCUUGAAGCGAUAAUGGGAGCCAUCAGUGGUGGUAACUUGAGAAACCCUUUGGAGAAGCUUGGGCUAUACUUAAAGGACGAUUAUGUGGAGGAAGAAGAUGAAGCGGCAAUUUUGCAAGGAGAAGAGGGAGAAAUUCUUCCAUAGCCCUACCUGCCCCUUCAUAGUUUUCCUUCCUUCCCUUGCAUAGAUUGGGAGUGAAGGUGUUAAAUGUAAAUUAGUAUUCUUUUUGUGAGCUGGUAGGGAACGUAAGGCGAGAUCUCUAAUUAGUCAAACAAACAUUGUAAGUACAACUUGUGCAUAAAUUUUGGUGGAUGCAGUCAAAGAAAGAUAUAAAGUACUUGUGAAUAAUUUUACGUGUAUGCAGUUACAUGGUCGUAUUUAGGAUGUCCUGUAAAUGCAUAUCAUAAAAACUCAGAAUGCAGCAAUCGUUAUGAUUUCUAGAAGUUAACUUCUAAAAUUUUUGUACGUACUUGUACUAAGGUGCUACAAAUUGUUAGAUUUAUCAAGUUGUAUAUGGUUUUUUAAUGUUAA